Orycteropus afer afer is the source of this 2953-nucleotide messenger RNA. It is a transcript of the gene SMAD7, whose product is annotated as SMAD family member 7. Gene Ontology annotation, cellular component: heteromeric SMAD protein complex. Gene Ontology annotation, molecular function: I-SMAD binding; transcription regulator inhibitor activity. The record is from RefSeq and is a predicted model, not a curated record. Lineage: Eukaryota; Metazoa; Chordata; Mammalia; Tubulidentata; Orycteropodidae. Gene Ontology annotation, biological process: cell differentiation; anatomical structure morphogenesis; regulation of transcription by RNA polymerase II.
GGCCGCCUCCGCUCCUGCCCGGGCCCCUGCUGCUGCUGCUGCUGUCGCCUGCGCCUGCUGCCCCAACUCGGCGUCCGACUUCUUCAUGGUGUGCGGAGGUCAUGUUCGCUCCUUAGCCGGCAAACGACUUUUCUCCUCGCCUCCUCGCCCCGCAUGUUCAGGACCAAACGAUCUGCGCUCGUCCGGCGUCUCUGGAGGAGCCGUGCGCCCGGCGGCGAGGACGAGGAGGAGGGCGCGGGGGGAGGCGGCGGCGGAGAGCCGCGGGCGGAAGGGGCGACGGACGGCCGAGCGCAUGGGGCCGGCGGCGGCGGCGGCGGCGCGGGCAGAGCUGGCUGCUGCCUGGGCAAGGCAGUCAGAGGUGCCAAAGGUCACCACCAUCCCCAUCCCCCAGCCGCGGGCGCCAGCGCGGCCGGGGGCGCCGAGGCGGAUCUGAAGGCGCUAACGCACUCGGUGCUCAAGAAACUGAAGGAGCGGCAGCUGGAGCUGCUGCUCCAGGCCGUGGAGUCCCGCGGCGGGACCCGCACCGCGUGCCUCCUGCUGCCCGGCCGCUUGGACUGCAGGCUGGGCCCGGGGGCGCCCGCCGGCGCGCAGCCCGCGCAGCCGCCCUCGGCCUACUCGCUCCCCCUCCUGCUGUGCAAAGUGUUCAGGUGGCCGGAUCUCAGGCAUUCCUCGGAAGUCAAGAGGCUGUGUUGCUGUGAAUCUUACGGGAAGAUCAACCCCGAGCUGGUGUGCUGCAACCCCCAUCACCUUAGCCGACUCUGCGAACUAGAGUCUCCCCCUCCUCCUUACUCCAGAUAUCCGAUGGAUUUUCUUAAACCAACUGCAGACUGUCCCGAUGCAGUGCCUUCCUCCGCUGAAACUGGGGGAACGAAUUAUCUGGCCCCUGGGGGGCUUUCAGAUUCCCAACUUCUUCUGGAGCCUGGGGAUCGGUCACACUGGUGCGUGGUGGCAUACUGGGAGGAGAAGACAAGAGUGGGCAGGCUGUACUGUGUCCAGGAGCCCUCCCUGGACAUCUUCUAUGAUCUACCUCAGGGGAAUGGCUUUUGCCUCGGACAGCUCAAUUCAGACAACAAGAGUCAGCUGGUGCAGAAAGUGCGGAGCAAAAUUGGCUGUGGUAUCCAGCUCACACGGGAAGUGGAUGGUGUGUGGGUGUACAACCGCAGCAGUUACCCCAUCUUCAUCAAGUCAGCCACACUGGACAACCCGGACUCCAGGACGCUGUUGGUACACAAGGUGUUCCCCGGUUUCUCCAUCAAGGCGUUUGACUAUGAGAAAGCGUACAGCUUGCAGCGGCCCAAUGACCACGAGUUCAUGCAGCAGCCGUGGACUGGCUUCACCGUGCAGAUCAGCUUCGUGAAGGGCUGGGGCCAGUGCUACACCCGCCAGUUCAUCAGCAGCUGCCCGUGCUGGCUGGAGGUCAUCUUCAACAGCCGGUAGCCACGUGGGGAGAGGACAGAGUGUGAGCCGAGCAGGCCACCAUUCAAACUACUUUGCUGCUAAUAUUUUCCUCCCGAGUGCUUGCUUUUCAUGCAAACUCUUUGGUUUUUUUUUUUCCCCUAGGCGUUCUUGUUUAUGUUCUGUUUUGUUUUGUUCUUUGAGAAAUAGCUUAUGGAAAGAAUUGUUGUGAUUUUUGGGGGGGUGUUGGGGUAUGGUUGGCAGGACACCCCAAUAUGAAAAGGGGAAGCGAAAUCAGACCACCACCAAACACGUUGUGUGAAAGGGGAGCAGUUCCUUUACUUUUGGGUCAUCAUUUCACUUGUCAAAAGUGUACGUGUGAGUGAGUAUGUGUGUAUGAGUCCGUGUGCAUGUGUGUGUGCGAACGGCCGAAGGGGGAAACGGCAUGUUCUCUGUUUCUUACGGAUAUCCCCAGCUGAGCGGUUUGUGGUCCCAUGCUGUGUCUCUCUCGCCCUUUGGACACGCUCAGUGGGGCAGAGUCAGUACCUAGGCAAGCUGGAGGUGGGUGUCCCAGCAGCUGCCAGAAGCCAGGCUCUGUCCCAGUCCGGGGAAGCCCCCACCCUGCCACUCUCUCCCCUCCUAGGACACGGGCCUAUCCACAGGCUUCUUAGAAGCAACCCUGCUAGAGUCUGAACCAGAACUAAUUGUUUUCAUCCCUAUCUUACAGCCCUCCUGCCACCCCGUUGCCAUUAUGGUGUCUCUGUGUUGUGGCCAUCUGCUCCUGGGUAUCUCCGCAUUGGGCUUCCGAGGGGCAUCGUCACAGUAUUGCUCCCCCUGUGCCCUCUGGGCCCUUUCUGCUCUCCCCUGCCCUGGUGACAUCAGGUUUUUCCCAGACUCAGAAACCAGCUCGGCACUUUUGUUCCCUCCACAGCCUGUGUGUUGAAUGCUGCUGUUAGACCAGCAAGGGGAGCGUGGCUGGACGGGUGACGUCUCAGCAGCCUCCCUUCCCAUCAAGGCUUUGGUCCAUCACAACCCAAGGUACCCUCCUAGGCUAACACCUAACUGUUCUUUCAUUUCUUCUACAAACUCAUACACUCGUAUGAUACUUAGACACUGUUCUUAGCUCAAUGAGCAUGUUCAGACUUUAACAUAAGCUAUUUUUCUAACUACAAAGGUUUAAAUGAACAAGAGAAGCAUUCUCAUUGGAAAUUUAGCAUUGUAGUGCUUUGAGAAAAAGGACUCCUGAAAAAGAAACAAAAAACAAAACUGAGAUUUAUUAAAGAAAAAAAAAUGUAUUUUAUGUUAUAUAUAAAUAUAUUAUUACUUGUAAAUAUAAAGACGUUUUAUAAGCAUCAUUAUUUAUGUAUUGUGCAAUGUGUAUAAACAAGAAAAAUAAAAGAAAGAUGCACUUUGCUUUAAUAUAAAUGCAAAUAACAAAUGCCAAAUUAAAAAAGAUAAACACGAGAUUGGUGUUUUUUUCUAUGGGUGUUAUCACCUAGCUGAAUGUUUUUUAAAGGAGUUUAUGUCCCAUUAAACAAUUUUUAAAAUGUAUACUUGA